Messenger RNA from Pyricularia pennisetigena, 1221 nucleotides. RefSeq lists its product as uncharacterized. The transcript has a single exon. The record is from RefSeq and is a predicted model, not a curated record. NCBI's taxonomy places the organism in Eukaryota, Fungi, Ascomycota, Sordariomycetes, Magnaporthales, Pyriculariaceae. The coding region runs from base 1 to 1221 and encodes 406 amino acids.
AUGAAGUUCUUCGUCACCUCCGCUCUUCUUGCCCUCGCGGGCCUCGCUGCUGCCGAGGUCCCCCAGGAGCACUCUCACGAGUUCUACCUCCUGGCCAUGGACAAGCUCCUCCAGGACAACAACCCCCUCGAGAUCAAGUCCUCCGUCUUUGCUCUCCUGGGCAACGCGGCCGCCGCCGAGGCGUCGGACAAGGUCGACGCUGCCGACCUCGACUGCCUGCAGCAGAUCAUUGCCGACCAGGCCUUCACCAACGCCAAGGCCAAGAACGACGUUGCCGGCAUGGUCAACUCGCUCAUAUUCCGCACCCUCGAGAGGAACACCCUGACGGUCGGCGAGGCCAGCAAGCUCUGCACGACCGUCCAGGCCGUCAACCCUGAGAUCGCCGCGCUCACGCAGAUCCAGGACCCGGCCUCCUCCGAGGGCCAGGCCAACAACAAGCAGACCAUCCUGGACCUCGCCGUCCAGAUCGCUGCCGUCGGCGGCGACCCCACCGAGGCCCUCUUUGCCGGCACUUUCCAGCCCGGCCAGAUCGGCGACCCCACCGCUGCGGGAAACACCUGCAACGACGCCACCGACACCGACGGCUGCAUCUUUAGCCAGAACCUCCUGGUUGAGGAGGCCACUGUUGACGAGAUUGAGGAUGCCGUUGCUGCGGCCGGUGCUGGCAACGGCAACAACAACAACAACAACAACAACAACAACAACCAGGGCAAUGGUAACCAGAACCAGAACCAGGACGACGACAACGACAACGACAACCAAAACCAGGGCAACGGUAACCAGAACCAAAACCAGGGCAAUGGUAACCAGAACCAGGGCAACGGCAACCAGAACCAGGGCAAUGGCAACGGUAACCAGAACCAAAACCAAGGCAACGGCAACCAGAACCAGAACCAGGGUGGCAACUCGGGCAACAUCCAGGCCUUCACCGGAGCCCUCGGCGGCGCCGCCCCGGCCGUCCAGUUCUCAGCCGGCUCCGACCGCCCCUUCACCGUCAACGGCAACACCUUCAACAACGCCGCCGCCGCCCUGACCCGCUCCUGCGACAUCCAGAACAACGCCUGCUUCAACGCCGCCAACGGCGGCCAGCUCACCGGCGGCACCCAGCAGUGCCAGCAGCAACAGCAAGAAUGCAUCGCCUCGGUGCCCCAGUCCGCCGCUGCCGCAUCCAAGGUGAAGCGCGACCUCAAGCUCGGUGGCCGUCGUCUGUCGCGCCGCUAG